UCCAAUGCACACACAGAGCGGAGCAUAAACUUUCCGCAACCACGCCGAUAAUUCGCUCAGGGACUUACUACAAUAGAUAAACCAAGCGGAUUGUAUCGGGAAUAAGACUUGAUCAUGUAUGUACGUAAUUGUGAAAAUGCAUAGUUGGACUAUGCUACAUUAUGGUAUUUGAUACAAGAAGUGUGAAGAUAUCAAACGUAUUGACUACAGAAAAGACUUGGGAUUUUUUCCCGACAGACCCUGUGAGACGGACAUUUACUUCCCUCGGUGUCGAUUAUAUGAAAUAUUAACGGGGAUAUUUACCGAACCGUUGUUGGGAACAGGGCAACUUCUCUUUGGUCGUUUGCCAAAUGCGUCUACGGGUUGGACAACUACGGAAUCUCGUUUCUCUGGCAUAAAACCCACUGGAAAUCAUUGAGUAAGGAGAGGGCACAAAUCUUCUCGUACCUUGCUCAUAUUCCUAUUUCCCUCGUUGGUUUUAUGGAGGUAACUCUGGGUUUGGGUGCUUGACGCCGUUGGACUGGGUGCUUGACGCGGUUGGACUGGGUGCCGGAACACCUCGGAUUGUAUUCACCCGUCUCUCCCUCUCUCCCCUGGGGUUAUUUUUAUGUCCGAGCUGACCGCUUUAUGACAAUGGAUUACUUGCUGGUUUUAUGCAGCCUCUGGUUGCACAUGGCCUCAGCUGUUGAAGAAACAUUAAUGGACACCAAGUGGGCCACAACUGAGCUAGCCUGGACCGCUCAUCCUGAAACUGGGUGGGAGGAGGUAAGUGGCUACGAUGACGCCAUGAACCCCAUCCGGACGUACCAGGUGUGUAACGUGCGCGAGGCCAACCAGAACAACUGGUUACGCAGUGACUUCAUCCCACGCAAAGACGUCCUCAGAGUCUACGUGGAGAUGAAGUUCACUGUGCGCGACUGCAACAGCAUCCCCAACAUUCCCGGCUCCUGCAAGGAGACCUUCAACCUCUUCUACUACGAGUCCGACUCAGACUCGGCCACGGAGACGAGUCCAUUCUGGAUGGAAAAUCCCUAUGUGAAGGUGGACACCAUCGCGCCCGAUGAGAGUUUCUCCAUGUUGGAGUCGGGAAGGGUGAACACGAAAGUACGGAGCUUCGGACCUCUUUCCAAGACUGGGUUUUACCUGGCAUUCCAAGAUCUGGGGGCUUGUAUGUCGUUGAUUUCUGUCCGGGUCUUCUAUAAGAAGUGUUCGACCACCAUCGCGAACUUCGCCGUGUUCCCCGAGACGGCCACGGGGGCAGAGGCCACGUCGUUGGUCAUCGCGCCCGGAACAUGUGUUCCCAACGCUCUUGAGGUGUCCGUGCCUCUCAAGCUGUACUGCAACGGGGACGGCGAAUGGAUGGUUCCCGUGGGAUCGUGCACCUGCGCGUCCGGGUUCGAGCCCGCGAUGAAGGACACCCAGUGUCAGGGUGAGUGUGACAUCAAGGACACUCAAUGUCAGGCUUGCAGCCCGGGCACGUUCAAAUCCAAGCAGGGCGAGGGUUUCUGCACACCCUGCCCACCCAACAGCCGUACCAGCUCUGGCGCAGCCAACGUAUGCUCCUGUAGAAACGGCUUCUACCGCUCAGACACAGACUCACCAGACAACGCCUGCACCACCGCUCCCUCGGCCCCGCGCAACGUCAUCUCCAACGUCAAUGAGACCUACCUGGUCCUGGAGUGGAGCGAGCCUCGUGACUCGGGCGGUCGCGACGACAUCUUCUACAACGUCAUCUGCAAGAAGUGCCUGCCCGAGCGUGGCAUGUGCUCGCGCUGCGACGACAAUGUAGACAUCUCGCCGCGCCACCUGGGCCUGACGCAGCGUCGCGUGGCGGUCCGAAACCUGCAGGCCCACACCCAGUACAGCUUUGAGAUCCAGGCCGUCAACGGCGUGUCGAAUAAGAACCCGUACACACCGCAAUACUCCGCCGUCAAUAUCACCACCAAUCAAGCCGCUCCAUCUGCAGUACCUACAGUUCACCUGAUGGGGGCCACAGCUAGCACCAUGAGUCUUUCCUGGCUGCCCCCUGAAAAACCCAACGGGAUCAUUCUGGAUUAUGAGAUUAAGUACCAUGAGAAGGACCAGGGAGAAGCUAUUGCCCACACCAUGACCGCCCAAAGGAGUUCUGCCCGCAUCGAGGGGCUGAAGGCCGGCACGCCAUACGUGGUCCAGGUCCGGGCCCGCACGGUGGCCGGGUACGGUCGCUACAGCAGCCCCGCCGACUUCAGCACCAACCUGCAAAGUGACCCAGAGAAGUCUCUUCAGGAGCAGCUGCCCCUCAUCGUGGGUUCUGCCACUGCCGGUCUAGUCUUCAUCAUAGCUGUCGUUGUCAUCGCCAUCGUCUGCCUCAGGAAGCAGAGGAAUGGCUCUGAGUCAGAGUACACAGAGAAACUUCAGCAGUACAAAUCCCCUAUAGUCACGCCGGGAAUGAAGGUCUAUAUCGACCCCUUCACCUACGAGGACCCCAACGAGGCCGUCCGAGAGUUUGCGAAGGAGAUCGACAUCUCCUGCGUGAAGAUCGAGGAGGUCAUCGGCGCAGGUAACCAACCAAAGCUCCUGAGCUACAGGGGGAAGACUGCUAGUCACCUCCAGGCCAUACCGUUAGAGGACUUCACGCCAAGCGGAGAGUUUGGGGAGGUGUGUCGUGGACGUCUGAAGCUGCCCGGACGACGGGAGAUCAUUGUGGCUAUCAAGACACUCAAGGUGGGCUACACCGACAGGCAGAGGCGGGACUUCCUGAGCGAAGCGAGCAUCAUGGGACAGUUUGACCACCCGAACAUAAUCCGGUUGGAGGGCGUGGUCACCAAGAGCCGACCAGUCAUGAUCGUCACAGAGUUUAUGGAGAACGGAGCACUGGACUCUUUCUUAAGGCUCAAUGACGGGCAGUUCACAGUGAUCCAGCUGGUGGGCAUGUUGCGUGGCAUCGCCGCGGGCAUGAAGUAUCUUUCUGAUAUGAACUACGUUCACCGGGACCUGGCAGCUCGCAACAUUCUGGUCAACAGCAACCUGGUGUGUAAGGUGUCCGACUUCGGCCUGUCGCGAUUCCUUGAAGACGACGCCACGGACCCAACCUAUACCAGCUCACUGGGAGGCAAGAUUCCGAUUCGCUGGACGGCUCCCGAGGCCAUUGCCUACAGGAAGUUCACCUCGGCCAGUGACGUGUGGAGCUAUGGCAUCGUCAUGUGGGAAGUGAUGUCGUACGGAGAGCGGCCAUAUUGGGACAUGAGCAACCAGGAUGUUAUAAACGCAGUGGAGCAGGACUACCGGCUGCCCCCGCCCAUGGACUGCCCGACGGCACUGCACCAGCUCAUGCUUGACUGCUGGGUCAAGGAAAGGAACCUCCGGCCUAAGUUCUCCCAGAUCGUCGCAACGCUGGACAAGCUCAUCCGCAAUGCCGCCAGCCUCAAGGUGGUCACCAGCAGCACGCACUCUUCCGGGGCGUCGCAGCCCCUGCUCGACCGAUGCGUCCCCGACUACACCACCUUCACCACCGUGGGAGACUGGCUGGACGCCAUCAAGAUGAGCCGCUACGGUGACAAUUUCCUCAACGCCGGAUUUGCCUCCUUCGACCUCGUGGCCCAAAUGACAGCAGAAGAUCUUCUUCGGAUAGGAGUGACAUUGGCAGGCCACCAGAAGAAGAUUCUAGGCAGCAUUCAGGACAUGAGACUACAGAUGAACCAAACACUACCUGUCCAGGUCUGAGAUGGACCAACCAGAGAGACAGGACAGGAAGGAGAGGGAACUGUGCCAGAGAGAGAGAGAGAGAGAGAGAGAGAGAGAGAGAGAGAGCCAAUGGGAAACCCUAGCUGCCUGACCAUCUCAGCCAAUCAGAUGAAGACAAACCUGGCUUGCAGUGCCUCGAAGGGACUAGACGUUGUUUCUUCUUCUUCUGUCUUCCGCGCCAAUGUUUCCUGUUGUGUUCUAUGUUAUUAGUCCCACGUUUUGACAAGAUUUAGCUGAAUGAUUUUUGUAUAAAAAAAAAAAAAGUUUCUAAAGAGAAGAAACGGAACCCAUAAUCCCAUGCGUGCCUCACUUGGUCCCGUGUGGGGUGAUCGUUUGCAUGCGCGCGUGUGUUUUCGUGAGGAUGGCUGGGACUCAAACCCUCCACCCAACCCAUCUCCUUGUAUCCUGAACUUGGUCAUCCUCCUGUGAAAACCCAUCUCCUUGAACCUUGAACCUUGACCCUAACAUCUGUCGGACAGCCCCCCUGACGGACAUUAAAGUUGGAAGUGGACGAACACUGUUUGAGUAUAAAAAUACAGAAAAAAAAGCUGAAAAAGUGAACAAGCGUUCGCACACAAAAAAAUGAAGUGUUUGGACACGAUAGAUGAAGUCCCUCCCAUGCUACAACUUGUUUUAGUGUGUGUGUGUGUGUGUGUGUGUGUGUGUGUUUGUGUUUCUGUUUCUGUGUGUGUGUGUCUGUGUGUGUGUCUGUGUGUGUGUGUGUGUGUGUGUAUGUGUGUGUGUGUGUGUGUGUGUGUGCGUGUGUGUGUGUGUGUGUUAUUCCCCAUCUUCAUAUUGAAGGUGUACUAUUAUGCACAAGGCCACUGAGAAGGACGUGGAGGAGAAGUGUAAAGGGUGAAAAAUAAGAAGAUCACCAGAGGUCAAAUGAGAGCAUCUGAGAUGGCCGCGCUAGUUUGGCCCCAAAAGUCUCCGACCGACCUCUUUCUAAGACGUAGGGGAGAACAUUGGCUCAUAUGCCUCAUCAACUGUGUCUGUCCUACUAUGAUAAAUGUUGACUAUUUGUUUUUAUCAGCUCUCCAUUUACAUUUUCUGUUCUAUAGUUAUUGGGGUUUGUGUUUCAAGAUAGUACUUCCUGUUUGGGCUGGUCAGAGUUUAGUACUUCCUGUUUGGGCUGGUCAGAGUUUAGUACUUCCUGUUUGGGCUGGUCUGAGUUUAGUACUUCCUGUUUGGGCUGGUCAGAGUUUAGUACUUCCUGUUUGGGCUGGUCAGAGUUUAGUACUUCCUGUUGGCUGGUCAGAGUAUAGUACUUCCUGUUGGACACUUUGAUGUCGGGGAGCUAGGCGAGGACUGUGGCAACAUACCUGACCGACUGGCCUUUUUGUGUGUGUGUGUGUGUGUGUGUGUGUGUGUGUGUGUGUGUGUGUGUGUGUGUUUAUGAAUGCGAGAGUGUAACAAGUUACACACACAUAAUGUACAAUGCAGCUUCAGCUAUAUCCCCACUGUGGAGAAUUAGGCGCAUGAACUGAACAGUGACAAGGAGCAACAAUUAUAUAUCGGAAACAGUUACGCUUUAUUCUGUGGACAAACUGUUAAUGUUUUUAUUUUUAUGCAUCCACAAUAGAGCAGACACACGUAACUUUCUAUUUACAUUUAUCUGGAUGUUAAAUUAAUCCAAAACUCGAGUUAAAUUUCUCUACUUCCACCCACUGUAUUUAUUUCUCUCCCCACUUGGACAACAGGCCAUUUGAACUGUGGACUUUAUUCAAAAGAAUGAUGAAGAGGAAACAGAAGUUCCAAGAGGAUUCAGUAAAUGAAUUAAUGAUUAUAAAAAAAAAAAUGCAUAUAAAAUUGGAUAUUGUAUUUUUGUUGUUGUUCUAAACAGCCUGUACAUGUUUUGUAACAAAAAUAAGAUAAAUAACAUGAAAACAAAAUGGAGUUUGAUCAACUGGGAAA
This is a messenger RNA of Oncorhynchus nerka (sockeye salmon), 5637 nucleotides long. RefSeq names its product ephrin type-B receptor 3-like. Gene Ontology annotation, biological process: protein phosphorylation; axon guidance; ephrin receptor signaling pathway. The record is from RefSeq and is a predicted model, not a curated record. The transcript is spliced from 16 exons. Lineage: Eukaryota; Metazoa; Chordata; Actinopteri; Salmoniformes; Salmonidae. Bases 628 to 3702 code for a protein of 1024 amino acids. Gene Ontology annotation, cellular component: dendrite; plasma membrane. Gene Ontology annotation, molecular function: ATP binding; protein binding; transmembrane-ephrin receptor activity.